Arxiozyma heterogenica is the source of this 1029-nucleotide messenger RNA. RefSeq names its product IMP dehydrogenase IMD4 (gene IMD4). Gene Ontology annotation, molecular function: IMP dehydrogenase activity. Gene Ontology annotation, biological process: GTP biosynthetic process. The coding region runs from base 1 to 1029 and encodes 342 amino acids. Gene Ontology annotation, cellular component: cytoplasm. The record is from RefSeq and is a predicted model, not a curated record. Lineage: Eukaryota; Fungi; Ascomycota; Saccharomycetes; Saccharomycetales; Saccharomycetaceae. The transcript has a single exon.
AUGACAAAAUUUGCCGAUUUAACCACUGGUCACAAAGGUAUCACUUUAUCUGAAGGUAACCAAAUUUUAAGAGACAUCAAAAAGGGUAAAUUAUUAAUCAUCGAUGACAACAACAACUUAGUCUCAAUGUUAUCUAGAACUGAUUUAAUGAAGAACGAAAACUACCCAUUAGCUUCUAAAUCUGCUACCACUAAACAAUUAUUAUGUGGUGCUGCUAUUGGUACCUUACCAACUGACAGAGAAAGAUUAUCUUUAUUAGUUGAAGCUGGUUUAGAUGUUGUUGUUAUUGACUCUUCUCAAGGUAACUCCAUCUUCCAAAUUGAAAUGUUAGAAUGGAUCAAGAAGACCUACCCAAACUUAGAAGUUAUUGCUGGAAACGUCGCUACUAGAGAACAAGCUGCUAACUUAAUUCAACAUGGUUGUGAUGGUUUAAGAAUCGGUAUGGGUACUGGUUCCAUCUGUAUCACCCAAGAAGUUAUGGCUUGUGGUAGACCACAAGCUUCUGCAGUUUACAACGUUUGUAAGUUUGCUGAAGAAUUCGGUGUCCCAUGUAUUGCUGAUGGUGGUAUUCAAAACAUUGGUCACAUCACCAAAGCUGUUGCAUUAGGUGCCUCUUGUGUUAUGAUGGGUGGUAUGCUUGCUGGUACUACCGAAUCCCCAGGUGAUUACUUCUACAGAGACGGUAAAAGAUUGAAGGUUUAUCGUGGUAUGGGUUCUAUUGAUGCUAUGCAAAAGACUGGUAAGAAAGGUAAUGCCUCCACUUCUAGAUACUUCUCUGAAUCCGACAAAGUCUUAGUUGCUCAAGGUGUAUCUGGUGCUGUGGUUGACAAAGGUUCUAUUAACAAGUUUUUACCAUACUUAUACAACGGUUUACAACACUCCUGCCAAGAUAUUGGUGUUAAAUCUCUUAUCGCUUUAAAAGAAGAAUCUGCUAAGGGUAACGUCAGAUUCGAAUACAGAACUGCCUCUGCACAAUUAGAAGGUGGUGUCCACGAUUUACAUUCCUAUGAAAAACGUUUACACAACUAA